This is a messenger RNA of Lontra canadensis (Northern American river otter), 7018 nucleotides long. RefSeq names its product IgGFc-binding protein-like. The coding region runs from base 309 to 6908 and encodes 2199 amino acids. The transcript has 15 exons. Lineage: Eukaryota; Metazoa; Chordata; Mammalia; Carnivora; Mustelidae. The record is from RefSeq and is a predicted model, not a curated record.
ACGCAUUCAGCCGCAGCUUCGCGCUUACCGCGCAGCCAGGCUUUUCCAACGUGGCGGUGCUGCUGGCGCGCGAGCCCACCCCGGUGCUCCUUGAUCAGCAGCCUCUGCCCAACCUGCACUGGCGCCUAAUCCCCGGCGGCCCAGAGCAGCACUCUGGUGAAAGCCAAGCGCCCGCUCCGGGUUUCGUCUGGACCGAGGUGGCAUUUGGGCCUGAGCCCGGAGUGGUGCACUUCCUGGAAACUCCCGGGCCGCCGGUGGGUGUGCUUAGCUUCGGCACCGCUCCUGGCGCGGGCUUCGGGACCCAGGCCAUGGGGCAGCCAAGCGUGGAUAUUCUGACUGCGGAAGAUCCGAACCCUCCCGCAGAAUUCUAUCCCCUUCUAGAAUCUUCCCUGAUGAUGCCACUCCAGUUCCCAGGAUCCUGUAAGGACCAUGUAUGCUCCAGUGGAACCACAUGUUACCUCGUGAGGCACAAACCUGAGUGUGUGCCCGGCUCCCUGGCCACCGAGAUCAUGUUCAGUCCCAAGCCAGUAUCUCUGAAGGACUCCAAAAUGGUGUCCAUCUCCAGGUCUAAAACCACAGCAGUGCCCAAACCAGGAUCAGAGAGCACACCUGAAGCAGAGCCAGGGCUUGUCUCCAUGGCCAUGAAUGAACUUCAGCCUCAAUCUUUGGCUUUGGUAAAACCAGAACUUGAACCUCUGGGUCUAAAAGAACCAUUUCCUGAAGCCCUGGUUGUGGCUGAACUAGCACCCGCACCUUUCCCCCUGCCCGUGCCCACAGCUGAACCAGAGUCCAAACCCAAGACAGAAACCAUCCCAGCAGCCAAACUGGGGCUCAAGGUGGUGGCAGUGACUAAACCAGGCUCAGAGGCUUUCUGGCAAGAACUUGAAACUGUGUCUGAGUCCAAAAUGCCAUCGGAGGCCAAGUUGGAGACAGUGGACAUCUCCAGUAAGGGGCCGGGGGACAUCACAGGGGGUACCUGCUGGGUUUCUGGACUGCCAUACAUCUACACUUUUGACGGCUACUCUUUUCCUGUGCCUGGGGGCUGUACCUACAUGCUGAGCCAUUGUCCUCAGGCCCUACCCAGUGGCCUCCCUGCCUUCCAGCUGUGGAUCGCCACCUCUGGAGAGAGGCAGCCCAUGCACUUUGUCACAAUGCGAAUCUUUGGUGUCACCAUCACUGCUGUCAAGCAUGAGUUCGGCUUUGUGCAGGUGGACCACCAGCGGCUCCGGCUGCCUGCGACGCUGCACGGAGGAAGGCUGCGGUUGCAUUUCCGCAGCUCAGAACUAUGGGCAGAGGCAGGUCUGAAGCAAGAGCCACCAGCGCUGCGCCUGGUGUACGACUGGCAGCACGCGCUCUCUCUGCAAGUGGCCAAGGGCUACCGGGCGCACGUGGUGGGCCUGUGCGGCAACUUCAACCAGGACCCGGUAGACGAUGUGGGCGGUCCCGACCUGCGUGCUUUCUUGCGAACUUGGGCCUUGCAGCCACCGGACGCCCCAUGCCACGCCCUCUGGGCUGCUCCCUGCGCCAAGCCAGCGUCCCCAGCCGAGACCCGAGGGCCCUGCGCCAUUCUGGCCGAUCUGAACGGGCCCUUUAGCCCCUGCCACGACGUGCUGCUGCCUGCGCCCUUCGAGAUCAGCUGCAGGGCUUGGAUCUGCCCCUUUCCCAACUACCGACCUGCGCUUUGCUUAACUCUCCAGGUCUACGCGCACGCGUGUCAGCGCCUGGGUGUCAGCAUCGACUCCUGGAGAUUCCAGACUGGCUGCCCCAUUGAGUGCCCCCAAAACAGCCACUAUGAGCCGUGUGGCUCCUCCUGCCCCAAGACGUGCAUGGGUCCAUUGGGAGCGUCGUGCCCACUGCCCUGCGGGGAAACGUGCGCCUGUGACGCCGGCUAUGUUCACAGCGGUCCUGCCUGCGUCCUGCGGCGCCGGGGACCUGGUGGCUGUGGCUGCACACACCAGGGACGUCUGCUGGGACCAGGCGAGACUUUAUGGGAGGGUGUGGGCUGCAUGCGCCGCUGUGUCUGCCCAGCUUCAGGAGGGAGCGUGAUCUGCAGCCAGGGUGGUUGCAGGCCAGGUGAGCGCUGCAUUCUGUCCCACGGCCUGCGCACCUGUGUGCCCUGGAGCAUGGCCACAUGCGUGGCAGCCGGCGGAGGUCACUACAUCACCUUCGAUGGGCGCCAUUUUCGCUUCCCUGGCUCUUGUGUGUACCUGCUGAGUGGCCUUAGUUCUCCCGCACCCCAGGAGCUGGCAGACUUCCGUGUGCUCCUGGGCACCGGUCCUGAUGGAGUCCCAAGUAGCCUUGAAGUGCUUCUGUCUGGUUACCACCUGAAGCUGGACCCCAAGGAACCCGGUCAUGUCCUGGUGAAUGGAGACUGGCAGAAUCUACCAUUCCAGGCUCUGAGCAACAGUACCCUCAUCUUUCGCCAUGGCUGGGACACUGUGAUCAGCUGCCCCUUUGGCCUGCGCGUGACCUAUGCCCCUGGGAUCCGCGUGGUAGUGGAUCUUCCAGCAGCAUAUAUGGGCCAUGUGGCGGGGCUGUGUGCUGACUACAAUGGGGAUCCCACGGAUGACCUCCAGGUGCCUGGAAUUGUGCUGGGCACCAACAUGCCUGAGGAUGCACUGGCUUGGGCCUUUGGCCAUAGCUACUUGGUGGGUUCCCCGACUGAGUGCCUGAAUGCUGCUGACAAGAGGCCACUGCCGCCACCAUCCUGUGUCACCCUGCCAACCACCAGCACCCCAGCCCACUUUGCCCACAUCUGUGACAUCCUUUUGGACCCCCUGGGGCCCUUCCAGCUGUGCCAUGAGAUGCUGGCACCAGGCCCCUAUGUCCAAGAUUGCAUGGUGGAUGUAUGCCUGGGUAUUGGACCCUGCCCCAUGCUCAGCCUCUACUGUGAAACUUGCCAGCUGCUGGGCGGCCAAGUCUUCCCCUGGCGGAAUUCAAGUCUGUGCAGCCCGCUGUGCCCCGCACACUCGCACUACACGCUGUGCGCUCCGGAUUGCUCAGCCACUUGCGCGGGGCUGAAGACACCGCCUGGCUGCCACGGCCCUGGGUUCUGCCGCGAGGGCUGCCUGUGCGACGCGGGCUUUCUGCUGAGUGGCGCCGUCUGCGUGCCCCAGGCUCAGUGUGGCUGCCUGAGCGCCGGCCGCUACUUGGAACCCGGCGCGCCGCUGCCUCCCCCUCACCCCGCGACCAACCGCUGCUGCCGUUGCCACGCCGGCGGCCAGGUGGUCUGCAAACCUUGCCGCGCAGCCCGGGGCCGCCCAGGCGUCUGCCUCGCCUCAGACGGACUCCGCUUCCGCACCUUCGAUGGCACCACCUUCCACCUUCCAGACGCCUGCACCUAUUCCAUGGUGGGCACGGGCAUGGGCCGCCUUCGCGGUGUGUGGCCCUUCGAAGUGGUGCUGGAGAAAGACCCACGGAUGCCCGAGCUCCGCCGCGUGCUGCUCCGCGUGCAUGGUCACCGCUUCGACCUAGACUGGGAGGACUGGGGAAAUAUCACGGUGGACGGCGUGCGGCGCUGCCUGCCCUUCGCGCUGACCAACGGCAGGGUGCGCGCCUUCGCGCGGGGCGCCUCCGUGGUGCUCGCGGUGCGUGGGGGCCCGCGCCUGCUUUUCGGGCUCGGUGGCCACCUGAGCGUGGAGCUGCCUGCGGCCUACCGCGGCCUCACGCGCGGCCUCUGCGGCAACUUCAACGGCAAUGCGUCUGAUGACCUACAGCUGCGGCCCGGACCCUGCGGCGCGCCACAUCCCUGCCCGGGUUCGGGCUGUCCACCGGCCGCCGGAAACGCGGGCCCAGACCCAGCGUGGCGUGGCGCUUGCGGCCUCCUGCGCGAGCCCAGCGGCCCCCUGGCACCCUGCCACGCACUCCUGCCGCCGGAGCCCUUCUUCCAGGCCUGCGUGGCCGACAUGGGCCGCGCCCGCGGGAACCGCAAUGUGCUCUGUGCCUUCCUGCAAGCCUACGUGGCUGCCUGCCAGACGGCUGGUGCGGAUAUGAAGCCCUGGAGGGCUCCCAGCUUCUGCCCCAUGCAGUGCCCCCGCCACAGCCACUACAGUCUGUGUGUGAACCCCUGCCCUGCGGCCUGUCCAGGUGUUCAGGAAGUGGUGCGGCUCCCCACUCCCUGUGCUGAGGGCUGCGAGUGUGAAAAUGGAUUCUUCCCGGCCGGGCGUGACUGCGUCCCUGUGGACCACUGUCCUUGCUUCCACAAUGGCCAGUACUUCCCUCCCGACCAGAUUGUCCUCAUCAAGAACUGCUCCUCCUCCUGUACCUGCCAGCUAGGGGAGGGUGUGGCCUGUGUCAGCUUCAGCUGCCCUAUGCAGGAGGUCUGUGGCAUCACAGAUGGAGUCCUAAGUUGCCGUUUGCAAGACACCUUGGGCCCUGCCCCGAGCUCUGUGGCCCCACCACUGGUUCCCCCACCUUCCCCAUCCCAGCUCCCGAGCCCCAGUCCCCAGUGCCCAGAAAGCUCCCACUUUGUUCCAUGUGGCUCUGCAUGCCCAGCCACAUGUGCCAACCCUGUAGCCCCAGAGCACUGCCAAUACCCCUGUGCUCCAACCUGCCAGUGCCUCCCUGGCUACUUGCUGCUAGGGGACCGAUGCGUGCCCCGUGCCCACUGCCCCUGCUUCCUGCACCAAGGCCAGACUUUCUGGACAGAAAACUGUACUCAGCAAUGUCACUGCCCGACCACUGGGACCCUGGUGAGCAAGCUUCCCCAGUGUUGGCCUGACAAGUGCAAUGGUCACUGUAAGGCCUCCAUAGGUGGCUGGUACCACUGCCUGUUAGUGCCGUCCCCACCCAGUCCCACUGUCAUGGAGAAGUCACUGGUCUGUGCUGCCACUGGAGACUUCCACUUCCACACAUUUGGAGGAACCCACUAUGAAUUCCCUGGCUCUUGUGUCUACCGCCUGGCGGGUAUCUGUGGCACAGCCCAUGCCAACCUUGAGCCCUUCAGUCUGGAUUUGACCCCAUUGCUGCGGCCACGUGGCUGGACCAAGGCCCUGACCCUCUCAGCCUGUGGCCUGAGGCUGGACAUGAGUCCAAAAGAUCUCAACCACAUCCGGGUGGAUGGAAUUCUGGAAUCACUGCCCUUCUUUCACGGCCACUGCCUCCGUGCCUACUACCAAGGCCACCAGCUCUGCGUAGACACGGACUUCGGCCUCUCCCUGACUUACGAUUGGGACAGCCUGGCACGUGUAAUGCUGCCGAGGCGCUAUGGACCCUACCUGUGUGGGCUGUGUGGCCAACACAGUCCGAGCAGCCCCACCAUGGAGGUGCCUGACACCUGGAAGGUGGCAGAAGUGUCUGGUUGUGGCCCAUUCUGCGGGCCCCUCUGUCCCGGCCCCUGCCCAGAAGCCAAGCGCACUGGAUUCGCUGGAGACGCCUACUGUGGGCUGCUGACGGCAGCCGAGGGUCCCUUCAGGUCAUGCUACGCCGUGCUGGACCCGCUCCCGUUCAUGGACAACUGCCUGGACGACGUGUGUCGCCACUACGGCGCUCAUCACAUCGUCUGCCGAGCCCUGACGGCCUACACUGUCGCCUGUCAGGCUCUGGGCGUGCGCCUGCGGCCCUGGAGGACGCCUGACUUCUGUCCCUUGCGCUGUCCGCCGCACUCGCACUACGAGCUGUGCGGCCCGUGCUGCCCCGCCACGUGCGCUGGCCCAGAGAGCUGCUCCGGUCGCGGCGCCAGCUGCUGUGAGGGCUGCGUGUGCGACGCGGGCUUCGUGCUGAGCGGCGCCGCCUGCGUGCCUGCGGCCAAGUGCGGCUGCCUCCGCGCUGGCCGCUACCGAGCUCUGGGCGCCGCGUGGUACCCCGGGCCCAGCUGCGCACGUCGCUGCCAUUGCGGCCCGGGCGGCGCGGUGACGUGCGGGCCGCGGCCGUGCCGGCGCGGGCGAGUGUGCGGCCUGCGCGGAGGCGAGCGCCAGUGCUUGCCGGAAGGACGAGGCAGCUGCGCCCUCGCCGGGCCCGCGCACGUGCUCGCCUUCGAUGGCCACGUGCUCACGCUGCCCCCGCCCGCGCCCUUCCCUUCUGGGCCCUGCCGCCACCUGCUGGCCCGCAGCGGAAGCCAGGGGCCCUGUCGCUUCAGCCUGGACGCGGCCCGCGAUGGGGCCGGGCUGCUCAGCCUGCACCUCAACAUCUCCGGGCACCACCUGCAGCUACACCGCUCCCUUGUCGGCGUCAUCACGGUUGGGGAAGCUCUGGUCCUACCUGGCUGCCAGGAACGCUGUAUGUGCUUGCGUGGUCAACGCCUCCAGUGCCAGCCCUUUUCCUGCCCACAGGGCACAGGCUGCAUCCUGGAUAGGGGUGUGCGGUCCUGUGAAACUGGGGAGGGUGCUACAUGCCACCUCGAGCCAGGGGGCCACUUCACCACCUUUGAUGGCUUUAGUGGGCUCACACCCAUGCCUGUUACAUCCUGCGCCUAUGAGCUAGCCACAGUGGUGGGUUCCAGAACUGAGGAUCCUGACUGGUUCCAUGUCAUUGCUGACUUCCUGCCCUGUCCUGGCUGCACUACUCGAAAACCACGAGUGAUCAUCGGCUUCAGGGAUGGCUGUGCAGCUGUGGGAACCAAUCAAGAAAUAUGGGUGAACGGACAACCUGCGCGGCUCCCAGCCCAGGUGUGCAGGGGCGUGGUCGCACGCUGGGCGGAGGGCUCCCAGGUUGUCAUCGAGAGGUCCCCCACGCUGCGGGUGCUGGUGGGGCCGGAAGGGGCCGUGGCCCUACGGGCCUCCCCCGCGCUCCAAGGACGCCUCCGAGCAGCCUGCGGGGACUACAACGGAAUUGCAGCCGACGACCUGAUACUCCCCGGAGGACUCCGGGGUGCCAGCCUAACCGACGUGUUCCAGGCGUGCCGGGCUCGGGGCUUCAACAACUGCACGGAGAAGCUUGUUACUCCAGCCGUGACACAACACUUCGCCUGACGCCGUCCCUCUGUGUGUCCCCGUGGCUGGGACCUCCUGACACACACCUGCCCUUGGGAUGGGAACCCACGGACCUCCCCGAGAUUGUUUUAAUAAAUAACAUGACCAAA